AUGGCUCUAUUCCAAAGUCUCUCUAAUCUUGCUAAUCUUUCAUAUCUUGAUAUUUCAUCAAAUGACUUGACGGGCAUUGUGGACAUUGAUAUGUUCAGAAAGCUAGAAAAGCUUGAAACUCUUGACCUUCAUGCCAAUCUACUACAUGGCAAGGUUCCUGUUCUACCAUCUUUUAUGCACAACUUUUUCACAUCGAACAAUAGAUUACGUGGGGAGAUCCCAUCUAUGAUUUGCAAUACAACUUUCCUUACAAUCUUGGACAUCUCUAAUAAUAAUUUGAGUGGUACAAUUCCAUCAUGUUUGGGAAACUUCAGUAAUUCUAUCUCAGUGAUGAAUUUGCGGAUGAAUAAUUUCCACGGCAUCAUACCUGAAAAUUUUGCAAAAGCUCUUCUGAAGUUACAAGUUCUUGUCUUGAGAUCCAACAAAUUUCAUGGUCCCAUUGAAAAUUAUGAGACUAGUGGGAUGUUUUUCUCUAAACUACGAAUUCUUGACCUGUCUCACAACAAGUUUAUUGGUCCUUUACCUUCCCAUUUUUUCAAAGACUUGAAAGCUCUAACAACCAAUGAAAAUGAAGAUGAUCCAAAAUAUAUUGGGGAAAACUUUUACCAUGGCUUGCCUAGGGAGUAUGUCAUGGAAAAUUAUUUGUUUCUUCAAUACCAAGACUCGGUCAUAAUAGCAAUGAAGGGAAAUGUACUACCGCUAAAGAAAAUCUUAACCAUCUUCUCUGUCAUUGAUCUAUCGAGGAACAUGUUUUAUGGAAAAAUUCCAAAAGUACUUGGAACGUUGAAGUUUCUUCAAGUGCUCAACUUUUCCCAUAAUAGACUAAAGGGACAUAUUCCAUCAUCAUUGGCAAAUUUGUCAAUGCUUGAAUCCUUAGACCUUUCUUCAAAUAUGCUUACCGGAGAAAUUCCUAUGCAAUUGACAAGUAUGAAAUUUUUGGCUGCGUUAAAUCUUUCACAAAACUUGCUUACGGGACCUAUACCUCAAGGAAAACAAUUUAAUACAUUUCAAAAUGUCUCAUAUGAUGGGAAUUUGGAAUUGUGUGGAUUUCCAUUGUCAAUGAAAUGUAGUACUGAUGAGACACAAUCACCACCACCGCCACCAUCAAUAUUCGAAGAAGACAAUGAUUCAAUGUUUGCAAGUGGAUUUGGUUGGAAGAGUGUGUUAAUGGGCUACGGAUGUGGAUUGGUCAUUGAAAUGACUAUGGGAUAUAUUGUGUUUAAAAUAGGAAAACCUCACUGGCUUGUAAGGUUCUUAACAAGUGGUAUCAAAUACGUCAAUGUUAAGAUGGGAGACUAUGAUCUACGAGAAAUAUUGAAAGAAUUACGGCAAAUGAUGAACGAAGUUUCAAAGAAGGUCAAGGUGUUUUCCAAAUCUCAUAAGGCCAUGAAAGAACUCUCAAAAUUGAAGGAGAAUACUAAAGCCUCAACCGAAAAAAAAAAAGAGCUAUCGAGUCUUGAAUCAAUGGGAACUGAAGUACAAACAAAGCCACAAGAGCCAGUAGCUAUUGGCAUGGAACAAGAACACACUGUAGGUAUUGAAGUUACUGUGAUUGAGCACAAAGACUUUCUUGGGCUGGAGCACGUUGAAGAGUGUUAUGAGUUGUCAAACCUAAGAUUCAGCUAG
Quercus robur (English oak) is the source of this 1626-nucleotide messenger RNA. RefSeq names its product receptor-like protein 19. The transcript is spliced from 3 exons. Gene Ontology annotation, molecular function: protein binding. The coding region runs from base 1 to 1626 and encodes 541 amino acids. The record is from RefSeq and is a predicted model, not a curated record. Lineage: Eukaryota; Viridiplantae; Streptophyta; Magnoliopsida; Fagales; Fagaceae.